Zychaea mexicana is the source of this 1305-nucleotide messenger RNA. RefSeq lists its product as uncharacterized. The transcript has 2 exons. The record is from RefSeq and is a predicted model, not a curated record. The annotation marks the transcript as partial. Lineage: Eukaryota; Fungi; Mucoromycota; Mucoromycetes; Mucorales; Lichtheimiaceae.
CGGUUGGAUCGCCGCUGGGGUCCUCAUCAGAUCGACCUCUUUGCCACUCGCCAGAACGCCAAGACGCCACAAUUUGUGACAUGGCGCUGGGAUCCGACUGCACUAGCCACCGACGCCAUGGCCCUCGAUUGUUCUCUGCAAACUUCAACAGGAGCCGGUCAAUGCGACACUGAUCACACUGUGGUGGCCGACAGCAAUUUGGUUCCCGACCCUCAAGCAAGUAACACGACCACGUCCCUGGCGCAUACCUGCGAAGCAGUUCUCCUGGCUCCGGGGCAAGAAGCAAGCGGUGCUAUCCAAGAACCCCCAUUGGUCUCCCACAGCCUGGCAAAUAAGAUGCGCCGAUUGGAAGAAGCUGGAGCCACCGAGGCCGUCGGAGCAGUGAUUUUACACUCUGACCACCAUCAUGCCAGUCAGCAAUACCAGUAUAUUCAGCAACACUUUUUAUCUUGGUGUCAAUCUCGUCGCCUCGAGGCCCUGGAGCUAACGGGAAAACAUUUGGUCAACUUCCUAGGAUAUAGCAAAGACAAACUACACUGGUCAAUAAAUAUGAUUAAGGUCUAUCGUUCGGCCCUCCUGGAUUUAUUCGACGAUCGAGACAAGAUUCUCUCUUUAUGGCUUUAUACCUCUUUCAUGAAGGCAUUAGACGGUACUACCUUGCGACGGGUUCCUCCUGCAAACUUAGAUAUUACACCAGUUCUACAUCACUUUCGCCACCUUGGCCCCAAUGUUCAUCUUUCACCAGCUCAAUUAACUGCCAAGAAUUGUUGGCUGUUGGCCAUUUGUGGUUUCAUGCACCCUUCGGACAUCGAACGCACGGAUUUGGACCGUUGUCUCAUCGACGAAGCUUCCGGUAAACUCACGCUCACCAUUGUGUGUCCCAAAGAACGUCGCCAAGGCCAACGCAUCACCAAAACCAUCAGCAUCGAUUCGCACGAGGAGCCUCUUUUCUGCCCAGUGACCGCUUUUGCAGUAUACAAGACACGCUUUGCGUCACAGUCAUGUCAUGCUCCCCAUCCUGUCUUAUCCGAACACAACAUCACUUCUUUAUUCGUGAUCUGCACAAUACUUCUCAACACAUCGGUUCACAACGAAUUGGCAAGCACAUCAAUUUCAUUAUGGCUCUUAUCCCAGUCCCCCCCUGGUGGACGGCGUAUACGGGCUCGGGCCCUUGGCUCUACACGAGCAGCAUGGGCGGGCGCUGUGGUAGACGAUAUAGUCGCCCAUGGUUCUUGGUCGUCACGUCAGAUGUUCGAUUUGUUUUACCGGAUUUCACGCGAGACGCGUUCCAAUCUCUCAUCCUUG